Molecule: messenger RNA, 2222 nt
Organism: Exophiala mesophila
Lineage: Eukaryota; Fungi; Ascomycota; Eurotiomycetes; Chaetothyriales; Herpotrichiellaceae
Exons: 3
Coding region: 256-1698 (480 amino acids)
Biological process (GO): protein import into peroxisome matrix, docking
Cellular component (GO): peroxisome; peroxisomal membrane; peroxisomal importomer complex
Molecular function (GO): protein binding
Source: RefSeq, a predicted model, not a curated record
CACCUCGGCAUCUUUUUUGAUGAGCCAGCCACUAACCUCAGUUCAUCUCUUGUCAAAGCUGCAAUCAUCCACAACGUCGCCUCUGAGUCUACAUCAUCUCCUUCAUCAAUACACCCUCCAUUCGAUAUACCUCUCGGACGAUCCAGUCACCACUGGCUGCAGGACUCCGCGUCGUCGUCCUCGUCGUCGUCCUCGUCGCGCCGCUGAUCCUAACUACCUUAAAGUUGUGCUGUAAAUGAAGCAUGCCGAGAUAAUAUGACGAGUGCAUCGCCGCCCAAGCCCUGGGAGCGCGCCGGUCCAACAGCGUCCUUCGACACAACCGCCAUGACAGCCCCAUCGUCCACUUUUCCUUCCUCCGACACUUCUACCACCUCCGCCCCAGCUCUUCCUGAUCGCCCGUCUACUCUCAACAAUGUAGUCAAUCAAACCGCUUCCAACUAUGCCAAUCAGAACCGUUUCGGCACCGCCGCCAAUUCAUAUUCAUCCCCAUAUUCAUCAUAUUCAUCACCAUACUCCCGCUUCGGUGGUGGUGGUAUGGGCGGCAUGUAUGGCGGCAUGGGUGGCAUGGGUGGCAUGUACGGAGGAGGUGGUUAUGGCUAUGGAAGCGGUAUGUACGGCAACAGUAUGUAUGGAGGCGGGUAUGGUGGAGGGUUUCCUGGCAUGCCGGGAGAUCCUAAUAACCCCAACAACAUGAGCCUGACUCAAUCAUGGAACCAAAGCACUGCUGCAACCUUCCAAAUCAUGGAAAGCAUCGUUGGCGCUUUCGGCGGCUUUGCUCAAAUGUUGGAAAGUGCUUACAUGACUACACAUUCUUCCUUUUUCGCAAUGGUAUCCAUGGCUGAACAAUUGGGGAACCUUCGCCAAACCCUCGGUAGUAUCUUAGGGAUAUAUACCCUCAUACGCUGGAUGCGAACUCUCAUUGCCAAACUGACUGGCCGGCCACCCCCAGCUGAUGCCACCGCCCUAACUCCCGCAAACUUUUCAUCCUUCCUCAAUGGCGGCGCCGCUCCCGCCACUCUGCCCGAUGGCAGCCCAGCUCCCCCACGACCCUCGAAGAAACCCCUCAUCAUGUUUGCCCUUGCCGCUUUUGGCCUUCCCUAUCUGAUGGGCAAACUCAUACGCGCCAUGGCUCGGACCCAAGAAGAAGAGCAGCGCCGUCAACAAGCCCAAGCCGAGCAAACUCUCUCCUACGUCAAUCACAAUGGCGAACAAGUCCCUAUCGACCCCCGCAAGCUUGACUUUUGCCGUGUCAUCUACGAUUAUAUUCCAGCAGCCAACUCCACCGGACUGGAUUUGAGCGUGAAGAAGGGCGACUUCGUGGCUGUGCUAUCUAAGACUGACCCGGCCGGGAAUCCAUCUGAGUGGUGGCGUUGCCGAGCUCGUGAUGGAAAACAGGGUUAUCUGCCAUCGCCGUACCUAGAACCUAUUCAGCGGCCCGCACAACGAACACAAGCACAGAUCACCGAGGGCGAGGCCACUGCCUCGGCCCCAGGGUCUCGCACUGCGACCAUGAAAGGGUCUGAGCCAGUAACAGCCGCAACAAAGCUGCUGGAGGAUUCAAACCGGACCAAAAGCCUGACUUCGGUCUAUCCUGGAAGUCUUGGGGCUGAUGCCAAGGUCCCUGUUUCGGUCCCGGUGAGCGGGAAAGGCAAUGGAAUUUCUGCGGAGAGUUUCCAAAAGAGUGCCUUUUAUUCAUGAUUUGAUUUGAGCAAUCUCGCAUCUGAACUGUGUCGACUUUGGAUAGGCAAAAGAGGAAGACGCAAUGGGAAGGAUCGCUAGAGGUUGGUGAAAAGGCAUGAAAGGACAAAUGGCAAGAAGCUCGAUUUCAAUUUUGCUCUCUCGAGUCUUCCUCUCGACCUCGUGCAACUGGUAUUGCUAGCUUAAGGGGACGAGAGUCGAGCGAAGCCCCCCUGGGUUUGGAGAUGACAUGUCACACGUAACGGGUAAAACGACUAUUCUUCCGUCCAGGCGUACGAUGAGAUACUUUGGUAUAAUUAACAUGCUAUGCUGUUCCAACUGAAUUCAUUGACUACAUCGUGCCUUUAUGCGACGAUAAGUACGGGUGGUUACCGUUGGAUACAGGCUGAGCAUCCUCAUGGGCCUAGUGAUAAACAUCUCCAUGGAUGGUAAAAGCAACCAUGGGUCCAUUGACGACCUGCAAAAAAAAGGCAAAUGCAACACCAAAUACAAAGGUUCAAAAAUAAUAACGAAAUCCACUGGAU